Larimichthys crocea (large yellow croaker) is the source of this 2581-nucleotide messenger RNA. RefSeq names its product protein arginine N-methyltransferase 5. Gene Ontology annotation, biological process: regulation of DNA-templated transcription; peptidyl-arginine N-methylation. Bases 77 to 1975 code for a protein of 632 amino acids. The record is from RefSeq and is a predicted model, not a curated record. The transcript has 16 exons. Gene Ontology annotation, cellular component: nucleus; cytosol. NCBI's taxonomy places the organism in Eukaryota, Metazoa, Chordata, Actinopteri, Sciaenidae.
CCAAGAUGGCGUCAGUUUCCUCGUAAGCCAGAGUGACGAGACGAGUCUCAGUCAGAUCAUUCAGUCGGCUAAAAUCAUGGCGUCCGCCAGUACGGGGAGCAGGGUAUCCUGCGGGAGAGAUUUGAACUGUGUGCCGGAGAUAGCCGACACGUUAGGCGCGGUCGCCAAACUCGGGUUUGACUUCCUCUGCAUGCCCUUGUUCCACUCGAGGUUCAGGAGAGAGUUUGAGUUGGAGCCCGCUAAAUCCCGAUCCGGUGCCCAGACCCGGUCAGACCUGCUGCUGUGUGGAAGAGAUUGGAACACUCUGAUUGUUGGGAAGCUCUCACCAUGGAUCGACGCAGAUUCAGAAAUCGAGACAGAGCGCAGAAACUCAGAGGCUGCUCUGGCACAGGAGUUAAACUUCUCAGCCUACCUGGGUCUGCCUGUCUUCAUGAUCCCUGUAAAGGGUCCUCAUAACGCCAAUCUCGCCCGCAUGCUGCUAAAUCACAUCCAAACUGGACACCACACCUCCAAUUUCUGGAUACGUGUCCCGCUGAUGGCUUCAGAGGACAUGCGGGAAGAUCUGAUUGAGAACGAACCGAACACUUGCAUCGAUGAUGAUGCAGGUGUUGAUGAGAAGACCUGGAGCUGGUGGCACUCAUUCAGAACCCUUUGUGAUUACAACAAGAGGAUCUGUCUUGCGAUUGAAAUUGGAGCGGACAUGCCGUCAGAUGCAGUGAUUGACAAGUGGCUCGGGGAACCUAUCAAAGCAGCCAUACUUCCAACCAGCAUCUUCCUCACUAAUAAGAAGGGCUUCCCUGUUCUGUCAAAAGCCCAUCAGCGAAUAAUCUUCUCUCUUUUUAAGUUGGAGGCCCAGUUCAUCUUCACAGGAACCAGUCGCCACACUGAGAAGGACUUCCGAUCCUACCUUCAGUACCUGGAAUACCUCAACCAGAACCGGCCUACUCCCAAUGCCUAUGAGCUCUUCGCUAAGGGUUAUGAAGACUACCUGCAGUCUCCCCUCCAGCCGCUCAUGGACAACCUGGAGUCUCAGACAUAUGAAGUGUUUGAGAAGGAUCCUAUUAAAUAUUCACAGUACCAACAGGCUGUAUAUAAAUGUCUACUUGACAGAGUUCCAGAGGAGCAGAAAGACACAAAUGUUCAAGUGCUGAUGGUGUUAGGAGCAGGCAGGGGUCCGCUGGUCAACGCGUCCCUACGUGCUGCCAGACAGGCGGACAGGAAGCUGAGGGUGUACGCUGUGGAGAAAAAUCCCAAUGCUGUAAUCACGCUGGAGAACUGGCGCUUUGAGGAGUGGGGCGAUCAGGUGUCAGUGGUGUCGUGUGACAUGCGGGAGUGGGCAGCACCUGAGAAAGCCGACAUCAUUGUGAGCGAGCUGCUUGGAUCGUUUGGUGACAAUGAACUUUCUCCAGAGUGCUUAGAUGGAGCACAGCACUUCCUCAAAGAUGAUGGAGUGAGCAUUCCCUGUUCUUACACAUCCUUCCUCGCUCCCCUGUCCUCCUCCAAGCUUUACAAUGAAGUACGGGGUUGCCGGGAACGCGACAAGGACCCAGAGUGCCACUUUGAGACACCCUAUGUAGUGCGCCUCCAUAACUUCCACCAGCUGGCUGACCCCAAACCGUGCUUCACCUUCACACACCCUACAACAGAUAUGAACAAUAACCGGUAUCAGUGCCUCAGAUUCUCAGUGGGUUGUAACUCGGUGCUCCAUGGCUUUGCUGGCUACUUUGAGACCACGUUGUACAAAGAUGUCACACUCAGUAUAAAACCAGAUACACAUUCACCUGGAAUGUUCUCUUGGUUCCCCAUACUCUUCCCCCUCAAACAACCCAUCUCCAUAUCCCGGGAUGAUGAUGUCACAGUGCGAUUCUGGCGCUGCAACAACGGGAAGAAGGUGUGGUAUGAAUGGGCCGUGACCGAGCCCUCCUGCUCUGCUAUCCACAAUCCGGCAGGACGCUCCUACACUAUUGGCCUGUGAAGAUGACACAUCAGCGCAUACACACACACACACGUUUCUGUAGGACUCGUGGAGGUGCCCUGGCUCUUUUUAUAUACACGGUUACAACCUGGACUUGUGGUGCAAACCCCCUUAAAGUGUGGUCUGACUUUUAAAAUGACCAGUGGUAGGUACUUCUGAGCCAGCAAUAAAAAAAAAAUUUAAAAAGUAAAAAUAAAAAACGGUGAUUGAAUAAAGCAGAUUUUAUUAUCUGUGUUUUUCAGAAGUUAGCCGGUUUCAGCAGGCAUGAACUAACACCUGUACACAAAGUGUAUCGCUGCUGUGGGAUUGACUCACUCGGAUAAGGAACAUCUCACCACUGGUUUAUUUUCUAAGGUCUUCUCUUCCCUACUGUUCUGAAAAGGUGUUUCACACAUACACACUCAAUCCAACCGGACCUCUGCCUUAUCAAACACACAUUCCAUACCGAUACUUACUCUCCUCAACACAAGAGGGUCACAAGAAGGUUAGUCUGUUCAGGUUUGGGGGUUGUCUCUUCAUACCUUUUGUUGUGUGUUUUUUGUUUUGCUUUUUUUUUUGUUUUUUUUCUGUAUGUUUGAACCCUGUCAAUAAAGACACUGUAAUGUU